Cylicostephanus goldi is the source of this 558-nucleotide messenger RNA. The record is from the annotation of a GenBank genome assembly. NCBI's taxonomy places the organism in Eukaryota, Metazoa, Nematoda, Chromadorea, Rhabditida, Strongylidae.
AUGAUUCUGAAGAUAGAUGAGGACGUAAUCGAGAAGUGUGAAGAUGUGAUUGACUACGAGUUGCCUGAAGUGGAACGAGACGACGCUUCUGGCAUUAUUCGUAUUCCGAAAACGAUUAUACUCCACCCACCCGUCAAGAACACUCCAGAGCAGAUUGCGAAAAAGCGAACAUUUUGGCGAGAAUUUAUGAACAAGCAUGGAGUAGUAAAAAUUGUUGCACCAAUGGUGGGUCGAAAACGGCUUCGUUUUAUUGAAAAUGGUCUGCUAAUGUCCUUUAGCGAACUUGCGUUUCGCAUGUUCAUGCGUAAAUAUGGAGCUCAUGUGACCGUUACACCGAUGAUACAUGCUCAUUUGUUUGUGAAUGACACUACCUAUCGCAGAAAUGCUCUAGCCUUGUGUGAGGCCGAUCGUCCUCUCAUAGUACAAUUUUGCGCAAACAAGCCGGACACCUUUUUGGCUGCUUGUCGCCUCGUCGAAGGAUAUUGUGAUGGUGUCGAUUUGAACCUUGGCUGCCCGCAAAUGGUGGCCAAGAAAGGGCGAUAUGGUGCAUACUUACAG